Messenger RNA from Angiostrongylus costaricensis, 1770 nucleotides. NCBI's taxonomy places the organism in Eukaryota, Metazoa, Nematoda, Chromadorea, Rhabditida, Metastrongylidae. The record is from the annotation of a GenBank genome assembly.
AUGUGCAGAGCUCUUGUGAGUUCUUCAGUGAGAUUUUCACUCCUAUCCUGUAGAUCACCUCCUGCAAAAGGGUUUGAACGCGUCUCGCUUUUUCAGAGUCUUAUAUGUCUACUACUGGUCUUGUUCAUUGCCGUUUCAUCUCAUCCUAUCGACAAUGGACUCGUCGAUUCUGAAUUGGUACACGAAUGUGUUAAUAACAAGUCUGUUGACCUCCUCCUCAUUCUUGACGGAUCAGGUUCCAUUGGUGACGACACGUUUCGGAACCAGAUUGCAUUCGCCAUGCAUCUUGCAGAACGGUUGAACGUCUCAAUGGAAGGCAGUCGAAUGGCAGUCAUGCAGUAUGCCGAGACUCCUCGAGUCGAAUUCACCCUCAACCAGUAUACACAUCCAACGCAAUUGGAAUGGGCCAUUCAGCGGAUCAAUUUUCUCUCUGGUGCCACAAACACCGGAAAGGCGCUAAAAUUAGCACUGCAACGCGGAUUCAGUGGCGCACGAGGAGGAAACAUUCCUAGAGUAGCCGUGGUUGUUACCGACGGCCAGAGUCAGGAUGAAGUCUCAGAGCCGGCACAAUUGCUGCGCGACGCUCACGUCAUGCUGUACGCUAUCGGGGUCACCAACCUCAUCAACGUACAUCAGCUUCAUCAGAUCACUGGAAAUCCAGUGAGGGUAUUCACAGUGGAAUCGUUCGACCAACUUGACAAAGCCCUGGCAGAUUCGCUUACAUGGGACAUGUGCAAGACCGAAUUCCGGCCUGGGACCCCAGAUAUAAUUUGUGGACCAGAUCGAAUCGGUGUAAGGGCGUCGACAAAAAAGCCGUUCGACGGCUUCGUUUUCGUCAUGGAUCACUUCCAUCAGGAAGAGUGCCGUGCAGGACCCGAGAAAUUUCCCGAUCCCAAGAGCAUCGGUAUCACAGUGCCAUUCAAUGCAUGCAACGUGCAUAGGUAUCGAUCGCUGAAUCCACGCGGCAUCUUUGUGGAAAUGACUGUCGUUUUCAUGUUCCACACUCUAUUUAUGACAAAAGUGGACCAAAUGGUCAAGAUACAAUGCUUUUACAUGGAAGCCGAUAAACAGGUUACCGUCCCAUUGUCCGUCAGUAUGAUCACAACACAGUUUCGUGAGAAGAUGUAUCAGAUGCCGCAAUGCACGUACACCCUUCGUAAGGCCAAUCCGGACGGCGAAAUUGUACGCUAUGCGAGUCUUGGUGAGAGCGUCUAUCAUCGGUGGGAGUGUAUGGAGGAGAAUGAGAAGGACACGUUUGGAAUGUUGGUGCACUCUUGCUACGUCGAUAAUGGCUACGGCGAUCGUGUCGACAUACUCAGUGAAAAAGGAUGUGGCCUUGAUGCAGUACUUCUGUCCACUCCCGACUACGACGAUUCGCUUAGAUUGGCCACAAAAGCCUACCAUGUUUUCAAAUACGCCGACCGUCCUGUGUUGCAGUUUCAGUGUCAGAUUACACUCUGCCUGAAAUACGAUGGCGGCUGUGAUGGUAUUACCCCGCCAAAGAACUGCCCCACUUUGUACGGAGAGAAUGGCUACCAUCAUCAUUAUGGAAGCAAAAGAAAGGCUCGAGAAGUAGACGGCAUUGGAACCGUAGACGUCUUUACGGAUUCAGUAACGGUUGUCGAUCAAUUGCCGAUUUGUUCAACAUCGGUACUGAUCUUUGUACUUGUGGAAAAUAAUAAUUGUAACCAUAUUCUGAAAGAAGAGAUGAUUCACCUACAGACUCGACUGGCCAUGUGGAUGACAGUUUCAAGACAACGAGCUGAAUGA